AUGUUUACCCCAGAAUUGAAAAGACGAUGCAGAGCCCACUUGGAUAAAUACACUCAUUUGCAAAUCAAUUUGGUUUUCACGGGAGACUCAACCAAAUCUCUCAUUUAUGAUAUUCUUCAGCUGAAUGUGCUGCACGAAGGCCGCCUUAGGUUUCACUUGAUGUUGGAAAAAAACCUGUCCACUACCCAUGAACAUACGGUGAUCAAAACUAUGGUCGAAAACUUGGUGCUGAUCGCCGACGAAAUGGACCGAGUAGAUCACAAAAACUGCAGCCAAACUCCCCAUGACCUGACGAAUUCCAUUCCUGUUCGAAUCGUUGGGGAUGCUGCUGUGAUGUUGUUGACUCAAGGCAUAUUAUCUAAAAGUUACGCAAGUAUCCCGUUGGAACCACAGUUUCCUGCCUCCCAUUAUAAUCGGUGGUAUUUUGUGCGUCACCAUUGUAUACUUCAAGCUGUGAACUCUGAAGGUUCCAGUCCACCAGGAAUGAGGCGAUCAUAA
Messenger RNA from Opisthorchis viverrini, 498 nucleotides. RefSeq lists its product as hypothetical. The coding region runs from base 1 to 498 and encodes 165 amino acids. The transcript has 4 exons. Lineage: Eukaryota; Metazoa; Platyhelminthes; Trematoda; Opisthorchiida; Opisthorchiidae. The record is from RefSeq and is a predicted model, not a curated record.